UUAUAUUGACGGUGCUAUACUUGUUUACGAUGUUUCUCAAACCGAUGGAUUAGAGAAAAUAGUCGAACUUUCACGUGAAUAUAUAAACACCGAUAGUAAUUAUGUAGCUAAUGUAAAUCCAAUUAUGAUUAUUGCAAACAAAUGGGACAAAUGGGACGAAAAUAAGCAGAAAAAUAGAGACGAUCUUUUAAAAUAA
Messenger RNA from Racocetra fulgida, 196 nucleotides. The record is from the annotation of a GenBank genome assembly. NCBI's taxonomy places the organism in Eukaryota, Fungi, Glomeromycota, Glomeromycetes, Diversisporales, Gigasporaceae.